AGUAUACGUAUUUAACUGCAGCAUUCAGUUCCAACAACCAGAGCGCAGAUACAUUAACAUCGCGGCCGACUCGUCGGCCUGUUGAGUUGACGAGUUAGUACGCACUGUAUUCAAAUCAUCUGAUGAUUACUUGGUAAUAAGCCAGAGUCGCCAAUGACAUAUAAUUAAACAAAUGAACGUCGCUGAAAUGUCCCUGUGUGCUUUUACUCCGAGAAUCACACAGAAAUUCAAAUGCGAAUCACGUAUUUGUUGCCUCUUAUCGGCGUGGUUCGAAAUCGAAGGCGGUUCAUUCGCCCCUCGCCUAACGCAACAGCUCUUGUUCCAGUAGAAAAUCCACAAGACUUACCGUAUCCUGAUGGAUCGGUCCGCCUUAGAAACCCAAACAUUGAACUUAUGGACCAGGACAUUCUGUACCAUAUUGCUCUUGGUAGCGAAUCGCAUGACCUGGUCUCGAUGUUUGGGGACGUGAAGUUUGUGUGUAUGGGAGGAACGCCAAAGCGCAUGGAGCAGUUUGCGUUCUACAUCAUGAACGAGAUCGGGCACAAGCUGCCGACGGGCACGACCCUGCAGGACAUCAGCCAGUAUUCGUACCGGUACUCCAUGUACAAAGUGGGGCCCGUGCUUGCUGUCAGUCACGGCAUGGGCAUCCCUUCAGUCGGCAUCCUGCUGCACGAGAUGAUAAAGCUGAUGUACCACGCUAAAGUGCGAGACCCAGUAUUUUUCCGCAUUGGCACCUGUGGCGGCAUCGGUGUCGAGGGUGGCACGGUCAUCAUAUCGGAAGACGCAGUCGAUGGCAUGCUCAGACCUGUUUUGGAACUGCCUGUUCUAGGGAAAAUGAUACAGCGACCAGCAAGACUGGACAAGAAACUGGUGUCCCACCUCAAGAGCAUGGCUGACCCUGAUGACCCGUAUGACACAAUCACAGGCAGAACAAUGUGCACUUAUGACUUCUAUGAAGGUCAAGGCAGACUGGAUGGUGCCUUCUGUGACUUCACAGAAAAGGACAAGAUGGACUUCCUGAGUCGAAUCCAUAAGGCAGGAGUUGUUAACAUUGAGAUGGAAUCUCUCUCCUUCGCUGCCCUCACUCACCACGCCGGGAUCAAGGCAGCGGUCAUAUGCGUCGCCCUCAUGGACAGAUUCAAGGGCGAUCAGGUGCUGGCUCCAAAGGAAGUUCUUGACGAAUGGCAGUUGCGACCACAGAAGCUGGUGACCCGCUUCAUCAAGAAAUACCUGACAAUGAAGGGUCGGCUGUCACUCGAGGGGUUUGGAGGGUCCAUAUGUGUGAAGAGCCCCCGCCGCUUCAAGCUGGUGCAGCAGGAGUCUGAGAAUUACGACUAGUUGCUGUCAGUAGAUCAGAGUCCCGUCUGUGGCUGCAGCACAAAAUACGUGGCGCAGGAAUCUUCCUCCGCUUCUGGAAUGACUCGACGGGGCUACAUUCUGGAUCGGAGGGGAUAACAUUCCGGCUGCAGCUGAAUUCUUGCAGGACUGACAUCAGAGAAAAAAAUAAAAGUAAAAAUAAAAAUGCAGCAUCCUUUUUGUGGAUGCUUUGCUUUUUAAUUCCAAAGAUUUAUGUUCAUUCGAUAGUGGCAUAUUUUAUUUUCUUGAAACUGGACAGAGACCAGUAAGUGAAGUGUGAGCCUGAAUCUUGUGGUCACAUGUGCUGUUAGCCUUAGGGAAAAAUGUUUGUGUUUGUUUGUAGCGGUCAUCUGACUUAUUUAUAUGCCAUUGUUUAAUGUAUAGUGUAGACUGUAGGAUAACUAUAAAAAAUAUGAGACAAGUAAGAUGUUAAUGCUUUCCUUUAAAAGGCUGUGUUUCAAAACUGGGUGAUUGUUUUAGACUAGUGCAUAAUUUCACUUUUUAUACUGUUAUCUGCACGGUGUACAGUAGUUUGUAUAUUACUGUCACCGUGUGUUCAGUGCGAGAUGAGCUACAGCAUUCCCACUCAUUUAUAUGAGGAGUUUCAUAAGUUGGUGUUAAAUAAAGUUGUUUGUUGUUUGUCAUAUGUUGUUAUAAAGUAGUUUUUGCAAGCUAGAUGCUUAUAGGAUUUACACUUCUUGUUAAAACUGGAGAGUAUUAAUGUUACAAUAGGUAACAAAAAAAACUGUGGCUCAUGAGAUGUCUGUGUGUGCUCUGGUGUAUGCAAUUUCUCUGGAUGACGUUAUAUAAAACUGCCAUAUACAUGCAUAGAUGUACUAAAUGCCUUAAAUCUGCUCACUGGUGCACAAUAAGCCCAGGGUCGAUUGCCAGAGUGAUCAAAAAAUAAAUCUUUCGUUUUUAUCAACCCCAGUUGUUCUAAUGGUUUCUAAUUGUACAGCAUUUUUAUAUGUGCAAGUGCAUUAUUUAGAGACUGAAAAAAUGUAUUUAUUAGAUUUGUUCGAAAUGUGUAAAUUUUGUGUCAUGAAGGAUGUAAAUAGACAGUUUCAGUAUUUAAACCUGUGAAGAAAUAGAAAGAAAGAAUCAGUUGUUUGUACUUAGUGACACGAAUAUGCUGCUUGGUUGAUAGUCCACUUGUGUCUCGAAUUAAUAAGCUCCUUUUUGUAAAUGGCAAUUACCAGAAUAUGCGGGAAAAACAAAUUUCUUUGAAAUCUAAAGAAAAUAUUGUCUCCAUUUAUCAUUUCUGUUUGUAGUUUACAGCUCUAUGUCAGAAGUAAUUGAAAAUAUGCAUAUCCUAAAAAAAUGUGAGUCCUGUCCUCUGAUUUCAGUUGCAGCACAGAUUAGGAAAAGUACCUCCAUUUUCCAAACGUGCUUUCUGCUACUCUAGAGAUGUAUCAGUUAAAUUACUGCCCAUAAAACAGCUUAAGACCAUGUUUGAGAAUCUUGUGGACACAAUUUUCAAUUUUGUCACUAUUCUGACAUUUUGGGACUAUUAGUAGGUACUCAGAUACGAACAGAUAAAACUAGUUGCGAUAGUGGUGAAUGCGUGAAAUAAGAAACACGACCUCCAAGUAUUACUUAGGUUGGUGUUUACCUAUAGAAAAAUAUGAUUUUAUUUUGUUCCACCUAAGUACAGAUGUGCAUAGGUGUUGCCAGAUUCCAAUUUUGUUUACUUACAAGAGAACAUCACCAAUUUGACCUCAUAUUUUACAGAGAAAAAAAGCACACUUGCAAGGUAUCAGCCCAUCGGUCGAUUCCACGUGAAAAUUAGGCCCUUAAUUUGUAUAGCACUCAGUUACGACCUGACUGUGCGGCUUUUAAGAAUUCAUGCACACCCGUUGUUUCACACUCAUUCGAUCUCACUGCAACCAUACAAUGCCCAAGAGUGAAGUACUACACAGUGGACUGACGGCAAGCCUCACACUUUAGCACUCUGAACAAAGCACACAUCAAUGUCGCAACAGUAUUUCAUUGGAUGUUGAAAGUGCUCUGAUUGGUCACUGUGCAACUGCUUCGAUACCAAACCUAGCGAAAGACUUGCCACAAUACUGGUGCACAUAACUGCCUGUAAAGCAGAGACUACAUUUGCAGAAACUUGUUACGCUGGUCAUAAUUAACAUCAAUGCAGAGUUGUUGGUAAACCUACGGACAAAAUCUUCAAUACGCGAAAGCCACAUACAUCCAGUGGGUGAAAAUAUCUUGUUCCACACAGUGGUAAUGUCAGUACAGAAACUGCACUAUCUUUAGUUCAGUGCUCUUAAUUCAUAGCUGUACUACUGUAAUUUGUUCAUUGCCAUUAUGAAUGCAAACCUCUUAACUCACUCCACUGCACAGUACUCGAGCAUUAAGCAGCUGCAGGUCAGCUGCUUACAAUCGAAAUUAUGGCCCAAAUUUUUCCAUGGGACUGAUUGCUGUGGCAGAUAUCUUGCAGGUGUGUUUUCUUUCUUGCCAAAAUAUGAGGCAAAGUUGCUGUUGUUCCCUUGUAAGCAGAGGAAAAUUAUGGCAUUUAUUUGAUUCAACCAGACUUUGACUUAUGAUUAAGUGGAAUUAUUGUUUUAUGAAAGUAACAAAACUACAGUCACCUGAGCACAAUGUAUUUUGCUGUCAAUUUCUCUUCAGCUGCCCCAGUGAUAUUGAUUAAAUUAUAUAGUCUGAUAUGCCCCACACCCCUUUUAAAAAAUUGUUUCAUUAUGUCAUUACGUUAAUGUUUAUAGUCUAUUGAACCACUGGUUUCAUUGUUCCAGCAACAGUAAAGAACAUUUCACCUCCACACUUGAUCCCACAUUGCAAACCAAGAGUCAAAAAGAGUCUGGCCCCAUUUCAAAAACGUUGUAUUGCUCAGUGUAAUCUAUUAUUUAUCAUGGGGGCAUCUAAAGAUAGCACAAAAAUUAUAAAAAUGAGUGACUGAAAGAGGAAAGUAUAGUUUUGUAAAUGCCAUUAUUUAAAUUACAUCCAAACAUAAGAGUAGCAAGUUUACAGCUUUGAUUACAUUUGUUAUUUUUUGUGAUCACAAAUAGCUAUUAAUAAUAUUAUGAAAUGUGUACAUGCUUUUGACUAAGAGCCUGUCUGUGAUCCAAAACAAUGGAAUUUUUUGCAAUUGGGUUUUUUAAUUUGCUACACAUAACAUGAAAUAAAAGUUGAGUUGAAUGUGACAUUUCUUACAGUAUAAUACAGAAUUCACAAGAGUCUGAUGUCCAUAUGGAAUACCUUUGCAUCGAGGAAUAUCCCCAGCCAAAACUUCCGAGGGACCAUGUUUCAUGUGUCACAUAUCAUUUGUAAUAUGUCUUUCACUAAAUAGUUUUUAUUGAAAGUGAAUGUGAACUUACAUGAGAGAUGCAUGUAAUUUUCAGCAUUAUUUUUAAAGAAAUACGUCCAUAUAACGCUUGUAAUUUAAUAUAUACUUUCUCCUUUUGGGUCCACGUCUUUCAACUGUAUGGCUGUUGGAUUUUCUUCUGUGGAAGGUACACAGGGUCUGGAAUUCAGGCAUGUUAUAUUGUCAAUCAUAUCUGCAGUAGAAAAUCACAAACUUAGAUGAUGAGAACUAAUUAUUGUGUAUAAGCCUAACAGACAAAUGUGGGUGAUAAGAAGUCUUCCUGGUUUUACAUUACAGAAAAGCUUUUGAAAGCACGGAAUAUUUGAUUCCAAAUAUGUCUGCCUUCAGGGCUGGUAAACUGUUUUCAUUCCAGUCAUUAAGAGAGAGAGUUAAUCCUUCACUUAACAACAUGCUGUAUUGCAGUACUAGGUAUGUCCAGUCAGUGGGAAAUUCUAGAAAGAUUCCUUGCAAUGAAAUACUAAAAAUUUUGGUAACUGCAGUCUGUUACAUUGGUAGUGGAAAAAUUAUGUUCCAACUCUGUGGCCUUUCUAACAACAUAAAGUCUGUUACUUGGUGAACAUUCUACAGUGUUCAAUUUCAUGAUCACCAUUGGCAAAAUUUUUGCUUCAUAAAACCUUUUCCCCAUGACAUUUCCUUGGAUCUAUGUACUCUUGAUUUCCAUUCACUGUUUCUUAUUCAUUUAUGUUUACCAUUUUUUGUGGUUUCUGUUGUAAUUCAUUUUACCUGCCUAUUUCUGACAAUAGUUUAUGCACUGUGUGAAACAGGAAGGGGAAAAAGAAACUUAAAUGAGGGUGGGAACACGUCUUAUGUUAUACAAGGAUGAUUACAUGAAUUAAAUUUUCAUACAAAGUCUAUGCUUGUGUGAUAAAACUUGUUCACAGGUAGGUAAAUUGUUCCACGUGAAAGCGAGUCAAACACCAGUAAUACGAAUCGGAGGAGUUGGUUAGUUAAUUCAGUCACAAGAAAGAUUAAUUUUAAUUUCUCCAGAGUAAGGAAUAUUUCUGCACAUUAAAACGUAGCCCAUGAUGCAAAAUUCUUAAAUUGGGAUAGGAUAUUUUCUCAGGUGAUAGCACUAGUGAUUCAUUACAUCCACUUCCAGUUUUGCUUGGUGUACAUAAAAUUUUCGAAUGCAGAGAGGGAAAGCCCUGAACAGCACAACCCGGGUAUAACCAAAAACUGUACAUCCUACUUGCCCUCAUGCAGAUGUGCAUUAGAGACCCAAAGUUCACAGAACUAUUCACUCAGCAGUGAGCACAUAUUAGAAAUAAAUUUGGAUGAAAAACAUUAAAUUCUGACGAGAACACAUUUUUCCAGGAAGAAGUAGGCAACGAAAUUAUGCAGUGUUUUUCAUCACUCCUUUGGAAAUAAUUUACAUAGAGCAAUUUAAAAGUGAUGUUGGUGAUUUGUCAGUAUGUAUUUAUAUUUUAACACAGGAAGUAGAACUAGUGACAAGCUGAAUUCUGUGAAUUUCACACCACUUUGUCAUCCCAUCUCCCUCCUUAAUCCAUUUAUUGUGGCUGUAGAAAAUACAUACUGAUAAGCUCAUUUAUUUGGGUGAAAUGGAGUCCAUGUUGGGACAGUUGAGGUUUGUGCAUGUGGAAUGUGGUCAGCUGUUUUGUUUAGAGCUGUUGCUAUAUCAGGUUUGGUGGGUAUGGAUUUAAAAGGAACUGGUGAUAAAUUUCUUUAAAUGUGCACAGGUAGGCUGCUGAAAAUUACACUAACUUCACACUAUUUUUUCUACAUAGGGCUGAACACUGAGAGGGGGUUCUUGGCCGUGAGGGAGCAAGCAGAAGCAUAAAAUGAAAUCUCUGCCACAGAAACAAAUGAUAAAAGCUUUUGCAUCCAUGUUCCAACAUUCUGUGAACUAACUUCCACAAAGCUAUGAUGACUUAUAACAUAUUCCAUAUUUUUUGUAAUCCAACAGAUGGUAAAAUGUGGCUACAGAAGUUUUCUGAUUUGUUUGUUAUAAGAAAGGGCAUGUUUCUUGACAAAUUAGUUUGGUCUCUUCAGUGUAUUCCUGAUGUGAAUAAUUGCUUGUGGUGUGCUAAUUUCUCAGCAGUAUCCGAUAAAGAUUAAAUCCGAAAAAGAAAUGAAGGGUAAUCUCUCUGUAAAUUAGGUAAUUACAACUUUGGACAGUUGAUGUUAAGCAUGAAGUAUUACAACCUGAGAUGGGAAUACAUAUGUUUCGAAAGACUUUCUUCGUUUUACAUGUAUUCCCCUUAGUGACAGUCAGAACAUACUCUCAAUGAAGCAGUACUGGGUUAUUGUGAGGAUCCAAAUACGAAGUAAAUAAAUUUCCACUCUGUAACAUAUCUUUAGGAGGAAAAAAGUAACAAAUCAAUGAUUUUUAAAGUGAAGAGCCUAUUUUAGUAAUUACAAAGGCCAAAUAUUGAUUGAAACUCUGAUAAGUAUUUCUUAAAACACACAGUAAAUUAAAUUGUCUUUUCAGUCCAAAAAAAUACCAACAGAAGCAGCUUUUGAUGUAAUAUUUCUCUGUGUGAAAGUGCAUUUGUAUGGGCAUAAUUUAAAAAGAAGACAUUUAUAGACAACGACAUAUCUACUAGACACUUUAGUACGAGAGCUGAUUGUAUGAUACUAGAGUAUAUGAUUUUUGUACCCAACAUACACUUUUGUUAGCGCACAUAAGUUUUUUGUGUCUCUAAGAAAAAAAAGUAUUAAUGGCUAUUUAAAAAUAGUGCAGGCUGCCUUAAAUUUAAUAAGCAGGCAAUUAAAGGAGUAAACUGUGAGCAUAAAAGUUCUGUUGGAGCAUACUGACUACAUUGGUUUCAGAUGUGAAAUAAAGAGAUUAUGCUUUGGAGCUGUGACAUUGCACAGGUAGUAAAUAGAAUUAAAAGGCAGAGUUCAUUAAUGGAAACUCAGCUGAAAGUCAUGAGAGUACUCAUUCAGCCACAUAUAAGUACAUGAUCGUAGAGGAGACUUAAAUUCAAAAACUCUGUGGAUGAUUCUUAAAAAAUAUUACCAGCUUCAAUUUGUUUUGAGUUAACAGGUAGAGAAAUGUGGAGAUCCAAAUUCUGCACGAUGCUAUGCAACUUGUGCUGUUUUUGAACACUGCCAUUAUUGGAUUUUCAAGACUUUAAAGAAACAGGAAGAGAAAAACUUGUGCUGUCACUUAUGAGCAAACUGACAAUAAGAAUUUUGUAAUAUCCCAAUACUCCAGCAACUAUACCGUGCCCAAUCCUUUUGUCUCAGAACUGCACACCCGAGACAAUGAGGGAAUGGAAAAACUACAGUCAUAACUUGAUUAAAUCUAUGAUACAUCACAUGUACGGUCCGUGCAUACUUCACGAUGCAAUAAUCUUCUGGAGGAGAAAACUCACUGAAAUCCCUUCUGAUGUCAUUUACUACUUUAACUGAGAGUUGAUUAGCAUUAAUCUCUGCGUGGCAAUAACUACACACAGUCACCCAGUUUACUCAAAUUUAUGUUUCAUGUAUUGUCACUCUGCUUUUUCUACUUCAUGACUUAACUGCAAACAUCAUGAGUUUUGAGCAAUUAGUGUCAAAUGCACCUGACUGUAUGCGACAUACAUUUUGAGGCAUAAUGUUUCAUCUCGAGGUAUGUAUUUUGCAUAUUCUAAUCUUCUGGCUGUUCUCGUGAUAUCGCUGCAGUUUGAAGGGGAACUUGGAACUACUUAAUGUGAGGAAAUGAAAUGAAUACUGCACAUUUUAACAUUUCACACCAAUUGUGAUGUUAAUACUUUGUUUUCUCUUGCUAAGUGGUCACAUUUAUGUAAUUGCAGUAGUUGUGUAGUAGUGGAAAAGUGAUUACAGUGGCACCUCAGUUUAUUCAGAAUAUAAUUUAUCAUAAAUCCAUGUAAUCUGAAUAUUUAGAAAAAACUGGAAUAACGUGGACAAAAUGCGACCGUAUAUUAAAAAAUGUGUAUACAGUCAUUUAUAUACAGCAUGAUCACGUAGGCUAUUCAGCAGUAUUAGUGUUGCCAUCCCAAAGAGAAUGUUAUUGUGUCCAGCCAUGUCUUCACAGUGAGUGCCAACUUCAUCAACUACUCCAUAAAUUGUCUUUGUCGGCAGAGGAACAAGCGGGGUAAUUCCAUAAUCAGAAAUCAUCAUUUUGAUACAUAAAUCUUCAAUUUAUUCUCACUUAUUCUGUCAAAACCCUACUGCUGAAUUUCCAAUGCCAAAUUCAGUUGCAACGUUUUGCAACAAUUCUCAUUUAUCGAUCUUACGCAGUGCAUCAAACUUUUUUUGUUCAUGGACACAAUCACCUUCUUUCUCUCUGAUGACAUUUUAAACUCGUAACUAAUGAGGUCAUUGCAAUGCUGUAUAACUCUAUGUUAGCUGACACACUUUUACAAUAUUGUAUUGCAUAUUGACUUCAGGUCUAAACUUAGGAACAACUGAGUCCAUUUUAUUUUCUGUAUUUCUUGUUCUCUAUUUUUGCAGUAAAGCAUCCUCUGAAUGAAGGUAAUCAAGCACCUGAUUUUCUUCUGCCUGUUUCUAGAUUUAUCACUGGAUAGCUGGCACAUCAGACACAUGUGACACUCAUUUUUCUCUCAUAUUUGUAUAAUACCUGACAUCAGUAGCUGUCUUGUAACUCCUCUUCUCUCACAGCUAUUCUUUAAAUCCUCACAUACUGAUACUGAGUCUUCUGUUACUUUUGCCUGUUAAAAGCACAGUUAAAGAUGAAAACCCAAUAUACUUUCUAAAUGUGCUACUUCAAUUUGAUUAAGCUAUAAGCUGCUUAUGUGUGGUGAAAACUAUCCCAUGAGUUAAAUUAGAGCAAAACAUUCACAUCACGAUUGGUGUAUGUUUCUUGACACCAUAAUUACAUUCUGUACUUUAGAUAAGUGCUGAUACAUAGUGCCCAAAAUAAAUCAUAUCUGGCUGUUCACAACAUAAGGAGAGUCUUGUACCAAACAUUGUCAUUGUACUUUGGCUGGUGAUGUGACUCACUUGGCAUCAGGAUGUAAACUGAGAUGUUACAUGAACAAAACAGAUACACUGACAAAGAAUACAUGAAGUGCUGUCAGUAAAAAACAAUUCCAUCUCACUAUAGGCCACACAUGAACAUCUUUUGUGCUUAUUGCAUUUUGUAAGUUCCUGAACCCAAUUCCCUUGUCUAUUUUUGACUUAUAAAAUAGAAACAUUUUUACUCAGAAUAGUUAUUUUUAAUUUGUGUUCUUUCUCUAUUUUUUACAAUUUCGUUCACAGUGUCACUAGUUUAAACCUUAUGUGCCUUUUUUCUAUCAAGAUUGAAUACUUCGCAGUAACGUGCGACACCAUACAAGAUUUACUUUUGAGACUAGCUUAUCUGGAGUUUAAAAGUGUCAACAGUUGUUUUGCCACUGUCAAGAGAUCUCUUCCUUUCAUAGGCAAUGUUCAAGAUAAUGAGUACUAGAGCCUGUACAAUGUCAUAGCUUGUACCUGCUGUGUGUUAUCAGGUUACAUUACAGUCCCUUGGCUCCAACUUGAGACUUUCACUGGCAAAGGUCUUUGAAAGGUUACUCUGUACUUGAUUAAAACUUAUUCACUUUCAUAGCAUAAAACUGGCAGCAGAGAUAGUUAAAAUUUGAUAAAAUUUGGCAAAUGAACAAUUAUUGUCUUCUAGAGUGUAGUUGUAUGUGUAAUUUUCAUCAUCUUUUUCCAUAUCGUGUGAAUUUCUCAUCCAGUAGUAGAGUGCAGCAAAUGCCAUUGCAGCCGCUUUCUCAAAAGAUUUAAAAAAAUGUGCUGUUAUAUUUCAGUGCAAAUAUGAACUUGAGUAUAUAAAUUCCGUCGAAAGUGAUUGACAGAAACAACUCAAAUGCUUCUGGUCAUAUAAAUUUGUGGCUUAUCAUAGUGUAGCAGACUUUCAUUUGAGAAAAUAUAUAUGCAGUAAUAAAAUAUUACAAUUUUAGAUAUAAGUAUUUCAUCUGAUAACUUGUAGCUGUUGAAUCCAUAAUGAACUCUAAAAGUCAUAAGAUGUUUUCAAAUUCAUAUUGUAAAAAUAAUAAGAUAUUUACCUUUUCUUUUUAGACAAGUGCAAUUUCAUAUUUUGUUCUGGAUUCUUCUGUUACCUAAAGAAGUCAUGAAGAAACAUUUGUUAUAAAGUUGAAAAUUUUAAUAGGUGAGAGCUGUGGGUAGUUAUUUUACCACGUUAAGUUUGAAAUGUUGUGUAUAUAACGAUUUAACAAAAAAAUUUCAUGUAAAAUAGAGACAUUGGUCACAACAAAGAAUUGUGUGAUAUGCCCGAAAUGUAGAAAUUGUUGGUAGUAUUAGUAUUGUUCCUUUGUAUAGAGUGAGUGUUGGCAUAGUGAAAGUAAAUUUAAUGUAGACUAAUUUUUUUUGCAUAUUUCUGUAUAGUUUUUCUUGGCUGCCCAUUUGUAUGACAAGUACUCACGGCAAAUGGAAAAACUGCCAGAGGAAGCAGCAACAUCACAGUUCUUACAGCUUGCGAUUUUCAUGUAAUAAAGCCAAAGGAUGUUUGUCCUUUCUAAUUUUCACAUAAAUAAUUCUGUUUUCAUGAAAGUUAUUGAAAGUAUACUAAGCAGACAUAAUUUUUUGUUUCUGUGACUUUGUAAAGCACUCUAGGGUGUACAAAUUUACUUUAUUUUCUUACACUUCAUUUCACCAUCACAUUUUAUUUGAAAUAUUUGAAAUGAUGACACUAAGUAGGUACUUGUAGAGUAUUGCUUCUGUAAUUACAGCUGUGUACCUAUAAUUUAACACUGUCAGACAUGGAAAUACAUCUUUAUGUGAUAGUGCUGUUGUGGAUUGUGAUGUGUAAGUGUGGCUCAAAUGUUAUUUUUUGUGAGAAGAAAAUUCUUUGAAUUUGUCCUUUUCAAAAGUUGUACAGGAUUACAGUUGAUAUAAUAUCUGUGAAUUAUGCCUUUAAUUGUUGAUAUUGACUGAUGUCCUAAUGGCGGAAGGAACUGUCACAAUAAUCACCACAUUUACACAUUGUAGUUGGAAAUUUGAAGUUUUCGGUAGUGAUCUUUACUCAUCUUCAACAUAUUACAAAACUAUGUGAGAAAGAUGUACAUAUAUUAUAUACAUUGUAUACAAGAUAACAAAAAUAAAUAAAGAAGAAGUGAUCAGCUUCC
This is a messenger RNA of Schistocerca gregaria, 11763 nucleotides long. Its product is annotated as uridine phosphorylase 1. The transcript is spliced from 8 exons. Gene Ontology annotation, molecular function: uridine phosphorylase activity. NCBI's taxonomy places the organism in Eukaryota, Metazoa, Arthropoda, Insecta, Orthoptera, Acrididae. Gene Ontology annotation, biological process: uridine catabolic process; nucleotide catabolic process. Gene Ontology annotation, cellular component: cytosol; cytoplasm. Bases 232 to 1338 code for a protein of 368 amino acids. The record is from RefSeq and is a predicted model, not a curated record.